CUGAUGCAGGAUGCUGCCUGGAGUGUCUGGCGUGCCUUCACCCACCCCACCAUCAACUCAGAGGCUAGAGUGAGGCCAGCUGGACGGAGGCCCAGGAGCCAUGGGCGACUGGGGCUUCCUUGAGAAGCUGCUGGACCAGGUCCAGGAGCACUCGACCGUGGUGGGCAAGAUCUGGCUGACGGUCCUUUUCAUCUUCCGCAUCCUCAUCCUGGGCCUGGCUGGCGAGUCAGUGUGGGGCGACGAGCAGUCGGAUUUCGAGUGUAACACGGCCCAGCCAGGCUGCACCAACGUCUGCUACGACCAGGCCUUCCCCAUUUCCCACAUCCGCUACUGGGUGCUGCAGUUCCUCUUCGUCAGCACGCCCACCCUGGUCUACCUGGGCCACGUCAUUUACCUGUCUCGGCGCGAGGAGCGGCUGCGGCAGAAAGAGGGGGAGCUGCGGGCACUGCCGGCCAAGGACCCACGCGUGGAGCGGGCACUGGCAGCCAUAGAGCGACAGAUGGCCAAGAUCUCGGUGGCGGAGGACGGUCACCUGCGGAUCCGCGGGGCGCUGAUGGGCACCUAUGUGGCCAGCGUGCUCUGCAAGAGUGUGCUAGAGGCAGGCUUCCUGUACGGCCAGUGGCGUCUCUAUGGCUGGACCAUGGAGCCUGUGUUCGUGUGCCAGCGCUCACCCUGCCCCUACCUCGUAGACUGCUUUGUCUCACGCCCCACGGAGAAGACUAUCUUCAUCAUCUUCAUGCUGGUGGUUGGACUCAUCUCCCUGGUGCUCAACCUGCUGGAGCUGGCGUACCUGCUGUGCCGCUGCCUCAACCGGGGGAUGAGGGCCCGGCAGAGCCAGGACAUGCCCCCAGCCCAGGGCACCUCCUCGGAGCCUUAUCCUGACCAGGUCUUCUUCUACCUCCCCAUGGGUGAGGGGCCCUCAUCCCCGCCAUGCCCCACCUACAAUGGGCUCUCGUCCAGUGAGCAGAACUGGGCCAACCUGACUACGGAGGAGAGGCUGGCUUCUUCCAGACCCCCCCUCUUCCUGGACCCGCCCCCCCAGAGUGGCCAGAAAUCCCCCAGUCGCCCCAGCAGCUCUGCUUCCAAGAAACAGUAUGUAUAAGAGCCCGGGAAGUCUUGCUGCCUUUAGUGCAAGACUCUGCAGAGAUGACUGGGGCUGGGGAAGCAGGUGCUUGCUGGCCAGAAGGCCUCACUGCAUGUUGUUCUUGAAUACCUGGGGCCUUCCUGGUGACCAGAGGGCACCAUAGUUUCCCCUCCAGAAUGUGGCUUUGUCCCAGGCACAGACAGAGGCAGCUCAGGGUGCUCUUGGCCAAGGGUGUUUGGGCCCUGUGGUCUUUUUCACCAUGUUCAAAGGGACUCGGAGACAACUUACUCCACCCCCAC
Balaenoptera acutorostrata (minke whale) is the source of this 1383-nucleotide messenger RNA. It is a transcript of the gene GJA4, whose product is annotated as gap junction protein alpha 4. The record is from RefSeq and is a predicted model, not a curated record. Bases 101 to 1102 code for a protein of 333 amino acids. NCBI's taxonomy places the organism in Eukaryota, Metazoa, Chordata, Mammalia, Artiodactyla, Balaenopteridae. Gene Ontology annotation, cellular component: connexin complex. The transcript has 2 exons. Gene Ontology annotation, biological process: cell communication.